Messenger RNA from Pungitius pungitius (ninespine stickleback), 3647 nucleotides. It is a transcript of the gene smc6, whose product is annotated as Structural maintenance of chromosomes protein 6-like. The record is from RefSeq and is a predicted model, not a curated record. Lineage: Eukaryota; Metazoa; Chordata; Actinopteri; Perciformes; Gasterosteidae. Gene Ontology annotation, cellular component: site of double-strand break; nucleus; chromosome. Gene Ontology annotation, molecular function: single-stranded DNA binding; ATP binding; protein binding. Bases 112 to 3384 code for a protein of 1090 amino acids. The transcript is spliced from 27 exons. Gene Ontology annotation, biological process: chromosome organization; double-strand break repair via homologous recombination.
GGCAGAAACAGUGAGCGCGAAUUCGAUCAUCGGUCAACCCUCCCGUCCUUUCUGAGGUUGUGCAGCUGCUAGAAAACUAAAGUCGGUCGCUAGGUAACUUGGGGAUCCAAGAUGUCGAAAAGGAAAAGCAGCUCUGUCCCCAACCAGUUAAACAAACGGGUCAGACCCGCUGCCGAGGAGGACGUGGAAGAUGAAGAUGUUGCUGAUGAAGAAGAGGAAGCUCUUCAAGGAAAUGGAGAGUGUGCUCGUGAGGUGGUGAGUGAUGCCGGAAUUGUGGAGAGCAUCACACUGAAGAACUUCAUGUGCCACUCUCUCCUCGGCCCGUUCACUUUUGGUUCCAAUGUCAACUUUGUGGUUGGCAACAAUGGAAGUGGAAAGAGUGCCAUUCUGACAGCUCUCAUAGUUGCCUUAGGCGGAAAUGCACAUGCUACAAACAGAGGAUUAUCUCUCAAGGGUUUUGUGAAGGAAGGAGAAAGCUCAGCCGAUGUAUCAAUCACCCUGCGUAACAAAGGAAGGGACGCUUACAAACCCGAGGUGUACGGCCCAGCUAUCAUUGUAGACCUGAGAAUAACACGGGAGGGGCUGAGAACCUACAAACUGAGGAGCAAAACAGGGCAACUUGUCUCAAGCAAAAAGGAAGAGCUGUUGUGUAUCCUUGAUAAUUUCAACAUCCAGGUCAACAAUCCUGUGUCUGUUCUCACUCAAGAGAUGAGCAAAUACUUUCUACACUCCAAAGGAGAGGGAGAUAAAUAUAAGUUUUUUAUGAAAGCUACCCAACUGGAUCAGAUGAGAGAGGACUUUGUAUACAUCAAAACAACCAAGCAUGUUACAGAGGAUAAAGUUGAGCAACAUGGUGAAUGCUUGAAAGACUUAAAGCGGAAGUACCAGGAGAAAGAGGACCGCUACAAGAGCAUGGCGUCUUUGGAUGAAAUGCACACCAAACUGGGGGACUUGCAAAGUCAAAUGGCUUGGGCUUUGGUGAUCGAGAUGGAGAAGGAGUUGGAGCCAAUGAAAGUGAAGCUGCAGUCGGGCAGACAUUCUACAGAGAAAUUUGAUGAGAAGGUGGAGGAAUGGAAGAAUAAGGUUGAGGAGGCUGAAAGUAAAUCCAAGCAGAUCCAGGAGCAAUUGGAGGGGAUCACACAGAAAGUCCAGGAGCUACAGCCCGAAUGUGCCCAGCUUAAGGUUGAGGCCCAGCGACAAAACACUCUUCUCAAGGCUAGCGAGGUGACUGUCCACAGAUUCAAAGCUAACCUGAGGGACCUGGAAAAAGACAAGGAUCAGUUAACCUCACGAAUAAAUGAUCUUAAGUUGAGCAUCAGUCAGACAUCAGGAGCGGAAUGCCAGGCCAGGGCAGAGCGCAUGGAGCAGAUAAAGGCUGAGCUUGAAAGCAUGAGUCACCAGAUCUCCACUUUCGGCCAGCAGAUUGACCAGUAUCAGCAUGCCUGCAACCGUGCCAAGGAAGAACAAGGAAAGAUGAGGAGAGAACAGGACGUGCUCCAGCGGUCCAUAGAGGCCAACAGAAGGAACAUGCAGACGAUGGAGAGCAGUCGGUCCAAUCGGCUGCGGCGUUUCGGAGAGCACAUGCCGGGGCUCCUCAACGCCAUCCAGGAAGCUCACAGGAAGGGCCAGUUUAAGCACAAGCCUCGGGGGCCUCUGGGGUACCUAAUUAGCCUGAAGGACCCAGAGUUAGCCCUGGCUGUGGAAGUAUGUCUCAAAGGGCAGCUGCAGGCCUUCACUUGUGAUAACCAUGAGGACGAGCGGGUGCUGCAGAGCCUCAUGUCCAAAAUGUUUCCAACUGGCCGUAGACCUGCCAUCAUCACAAGCAAUUUCCUUCCAAAAGUCCAUGAUACAAGAUCGAGGGCCGUCAAUCACCCUGAACACCCCUCCGUGCUUCAAGCUCUAGAAAUUGAAGACCCGGUUGUGGCCAACUGCUUGAUCGAUCAAAGGAAUAUCGAGAGCAUUCUACUAAUUAAGAAUCGUACAGAGGCUCGAAGAAUCAUGCAGGGCAGAAACCCUCCUCAGCACUGUAACCAGGCCUUUUCCAAGGAGGGAGAUCAGAUCUUUACCAACCGAAAUUACACUGCUGAGCAGACGAGAGCCAACUACCUCUCGGGGGAUGUGGAGGAAGAGAUCAGGCACUUGCAGAGGGAGAUGGAGAACCAGAAAGCUCAGGCAUCUGGCUUCCAGCAACAGAUGAGAAAGCUUGACGAUGUCAUCAAACAGAACGAAGGGCUGCUGAAAAGAACUCAAGUAGAGCAAAGGACUACCAAAGACAAGGCCACAAAGCUACAGCUGGAGCUGACAGAUCUACAAAAUAUGGAAGAGCCCCAGUCAGAGGAUCUCAAUCCCCUGGAGGAAGAUCUUCAAGAGAUUGUAUCCAAGAUCUCGUCCAAGCGUGCAGAGUACGAUAAGGCCCGUGCUCAGAUGGCUGAGGUGAAGGCGUCCUAUGAGAAGGCGGAGCAGGAGUACAAGCAGCGCAAAGAGCAGAUCAACACUGUGGCUGAGGAUGCAGAGCCGGUCAAGGAGGAGCUGAAUAAGGCUGAUCAGGAGGUCAUGAAGUGCAAGCAUCACAAAAAACACUACGACGAGAAACGCAGUGCCCACCUCCGAAACAUACAGGCCCUUGAAGCCAACCAGGAAAGCAAAGAGCAGGAACUACAGAAAUCUGUGGCGAAGGCUACAAAAAUCUGUCCAGAGCGGAUGGAAGUAAAACGAACAGCCAGGAGUCUAGACAGCGAGAUCAGCCGUCUCAAGGUGAAGAUCGCUACCCAGCAGGAACAUCAGGGGGACCGCGAGGACGUUGUCAGGCAAUAUCAUGAGGCUCUGGAGAGCUACAAGAACAUGGCAGAGCAAAUGAAGUACCUCAACAGCUUCAUCAAAAGUCUCGAUAGUGUCAUGAACCACAGACUCCAGGUGUAUGCUGAUCUCAGGAGGUUCCUCUCGGCCCGCUGUAAAUACUACUUUGAUAGCAUGCUGGCCCAGAGAGGAUACACUGGAAGUAUGACCUUUGACCACAAGAAUGAAACCCUCUCCAUCUCGGUGCAGCCAGGCCAAGGAAACAAGGCCGACCUGAGUGACAUGCGCUCUCUGUCCGGGGGCGAGCGCUCCUUCUCCACUGUUUGCUUUGUUCUCUCUCUUUGGGCCAUCACCGAGGCGCCUUUCCGCUGUCUCGACGAGUUUGAUGUUUACAUGGACAUGGUGAACAGAAGGAUAUCAAUGGACAUGAUGCUGAAGGUGGCUGCUGGUCAACGCUACAGACAGUUCAUCUUCCUGACUCCACAGAGCAUGAGCUCUCUUCCAGUGAGUAAAAUCAUCCGCAUCCUCCGUCUCAAGGAUCCAGACCGUGGCAACAACACACAAAGAAGUCAGGACGAGGAGCAUUAGUAAUCCUAUUGCCAAUCUGGUUUCAGUCAGAAGAUUACUUCUCUCAGGGAACAAAAGAAAUAAUUUUAGUUUGAUAUUCUGUUUAUGUUUUGUACUAGAACACUGAUACAAGUUUAUGUUGUAAGCUUUGUUACACAAUCCACUGUUUCAAGGGGCAGAAUUUUGACGUCCCCUGCCAAUUGUUAAAAUGGCCUCAAACGGUCACGUUGAAGAGUUGUCUUUCAUAAGAAAAUAUUAAACAAUUCAUUAAACCAAAUCGAGAC